CUCGCGCCUCAGAUUUUCCUUUUUCCGCGCCGGGAUUCCUCGUUGUUCUGUUUUUCGCUUCUAGCUAGGUCCCGCUUUUCUUUUCCGGAGAAGGGAAGAAAACGGGAACGAAGGCCAUCGCAACCGCAAUCGGUAUGAUUUCGGCGGCGCUUACUGUGUGUGAAAAUUCUUCCUCUACUAGUUUCUCUAUGCAUGCGAGCGUUUCGAUAUUGUGAUAGUCGUUGAAUUGUGAAAUUGCGACAAUUGAAGUUCUUGAUUGAAGAGGAAAUGUUUUGGUGAAUCGAUUGUAGUUUGUAUCUGGGUUUGAAAUUGCAUUAAUGGUGAUUGGGGGGAGUUGGAGAGUGGGAAUCGGGAGUGGAAUUUCCUCUUGUGUUGAUGGUGAAAUCUGAUUAUGGCGGUUUAUGAAACUGUGAAGAUUCUAGGGUUUCGCAUUUGGGGGGAGGAUUGCCUUCAUGGGGAAGCUCAUGGAAUUGCUGGUGGCUUCUGUUAUGCCGGUUCUGAAGCUACUAAUCAUUACUGCUCUCGGCUUGUUUCUCGCCGUUGAUUCUGUCGACAUUUUGGGGAUGGAUGCUCGCAAGCACUUGAAUAAUGUGGUCUUUUUCGUCUUCAAUCCAGCUCUCAUCGGUAGCAAUCUGGCGAAAUACAUAACCCUAAAGAAUGUGGUCAUGUUAUGGUUCAUGCCACUCAACAUUCUCUUUACAUUCAUCAUUGGAUCGCUUCUAGGGUGGGUGCUCAUUAGAAUAACUGAUGCACCUCAUGCUCUUCGAGGUCUAGUGCUGGGAUGCUGUGCUGCAGGAAAUCUGGGGAAUAUGCCUCUCAUAAUCAUUCCAGCUGUUUGCAAAGAGAGAGGCUCUCCAUUUGGAGAUGUCGAUGCUUGUUAUGAACAUGGGUUGGCUUAUGGGUCGCUAUCUAUGGCGAUUGGAGCGGUCUACAUGUGGUCUUAUGUUUACAACAUCAUGCGUCUUUAUUCGAUUAGAAGUUCUGACGGACCGAAAUUUGAAGCCUUAGCACAGGCCACAAGCUCUGCCACAGAAACUCUUGAAGGGCUUUCAACAGGUCGCUCUGGCCCGCUGCUUCCCCUGGCAAAAUCUACUGCAACUGGGGGCCAUACCGAAUUCGAACUUGUUCCCAUGACAUCAGAACAUAAGAAUAAGGUACCCUUCUUAGAGAAACUAAAGCAGGGCAUACAGAUAUUUGGUACAAUGUUCAACCUGAGGAGAUUGUUUGCUCCUUCAACAAUUGGAGCGAUUGUUGGAUUUGCAGUGGGAAUGAUCCCUCACUUGCAAGGAUUACUAAUCGGCGAUAAGGCUCCUCUUCGAGUGUUCCAAGAUUCAGCUUCUCUGCUAGGGGAGGCGGCUAUUCCGACGGUCACACUGGUAGUGGGAGCAAAUCUCCUAAAAGGUUUGAAGGGCUCGGAAGUCCGGUUAUCAGUGAUUGCCGGGGUAAUCAUGGUUCGCUACGUCGCCUUACCGUUGACAGGAGUUGUCAUCAUCAAGUCUGCAGUCCACUUGGGAUUAGUGCAGCGUGAUCCACUGUAUCAAUUUGUUCUCCUACUUCAGUUUGCACUUCCUCCGGCAAUGAACAUAGGUACAAUGAGCCAGCUGUUUGGGACGGGAGAGAGCGAGUGUUCUGUGAUCCUGCUUGCAAGUUAUGCUUUGGCAUCAGUAGCAGUCACGAUUUGGUCGGCGAUUUUCAUGUGGUUGGUAGCAUAACUAUAGGUGCUGAACAUAACACGAGAGGCAAAAGCAUUCCCCCACAACAAGAAAAGAAAAACUGGCAUUGUAGAUGUAAGGCUUCUUCUGCUGUUGUUUUUCCUUUGACAUGGUAAGGCUUGUAGAUUCAAUACUUUGAUAUUACGUCAAGAAAUAGUAACUAGCCUCAAUAACCCAAAUUCUUAAUAGUAACUGUCACCACUCCGCUCGGGUGUAUUUGUAGAAUGUCAAUGUAUAGGCAUGUCUGUGAUUGAACGAAGUCCUUUUUGGAUUUCAACAGGAACAGCCUCUUUAUCUUGGGCAUGUUGAGCUUUCUGAAAGGGGUAGCUGAGAUCUAACUUUGCCUUAUGAACAGAGUCUGCGGCACUUAACUCGACCAGGAGACUUUCAGUUCUAAAAAAUGGUUUUGGAGGCGGGGUUGCUUGGUUGGUCUCCAUCUCUCUCCUCUGAAGUUCGGAAAGUCAGCCUCGUUAAAGCUUCCAACCUCAAAAAUUCAUGGGGGAUAGGAUAACAGGGGAUAAGUGAUGACUGAUUCAAAAAUGUGGCGUUGGUAAACAGGGGCUUCAGUUUCACCAAGGCCCAAGAAGCUUCUUUAUUCAAUCGAAGGCGCAAAUGAAAAGAUAAACGACAG
Molecule: messenger RNA, 2343 nt
Organism: Linum trigynum
Lineage: Eukaryota; Viridiplantae; Streptophyta; Magnoliopsida; Malpighiales; Linaceae
Source: the annotation of a GenBank genome assembly